Pieris napi is the source of this 1643-nucleotide messenger RNA. Its product is annotated as protein ST7 homolog. NCBI's taxonomy places the organism in Eukaryota, Metazoa, Arthropoda, Insecta, Lepidoptera, Pieridae. The record is from RefSeq and is a predicted model, not a curated record. The coding region runs from base 262 to 1545 and encodes 427 amino acids. The transcript has 3 exons. Gene Ontology annotation, molecular function: protein binding.
AAAGUGACAUUAGCUACUGUCAGUUGGCUUCGUCUAAUUAAAAAUACGACUAUACUUAUAGUGUCAUGUUAAAAUAGAGUUUUCAUUUUUCAACCAAAUUCAAAUAAUUUUAAACAAACACAUAAAGAUGAUGAUUACCAAAUUAUAUUUAUUAAUACAUAGGCAAUAAAAAUACUUAUGUAAGCUGUUGAAUUGAAAUGAAUACAUUUUACGUGUUAAUAUAUUUAGUUUAUCUGUUUUAUUUAAGGAAAUCACAACAUUAUGUGGGAUUCGUCUACAUUUCUAGGAGCCUUAACCCCAAAAUUUUAUGUGGCUUUGACCGGCACAUCAUCUCUUAUUUCCGGCCUCAUUCUGAUAUUUGAAUGGUGGUAUUUUAGGAAAUAUGGCACUUCGUUCAUAGAGCAGGUAAAAUGGAUGUCGCUUUCGACCGUCUGGGCCGGCUGGGGCUCGUGGGGCGCGACGCGGUCUCCGGAGGGCAGCGAGUGCAAGGUGUGGCGGAACCCCACGGCCCUCCUGCGCGGCGCCGAGUACGCGCGCCUCUGGGCCGCCGCGCGCACCGCGCCCCUCACCUACUACGACAUGAACCUGUCGGCCCAGGACCACCAGGCCUGGCUCGCCGCCGCGCCCGCCUGGGGCGGAGCCGACGAGGCGCUGGCGCGCGCCUGGCGCGAGCGGGAGCCCGCGGCGCGCGUGGCGGCCGCCCGCGCCGCCCUGCGUCUGCGGCCCGACUGCGCCGCCGCGCUGCUGCUGCUCGCCGAGGAGGACGCGCCGACCGUCCUGGAGGCGGAGCGCGUGUUGCGGCGGGCGUGGCGCGCCGGCGAGGCCUCCCUGAGGGCUUCGGCGGCGGCCGGGGCCGGCGGAGCCGCGAGGCGAGAGGCGGCGCUGCUCGCGCACGUGAAGCGGCGCGUCGCCAUGUGCGCGCGUCGCCUCGGCCGCCUGAAGGACGCCACGCGCCUCUUCCGCGAGCUGUGGCGCGAGGCGGGCGGAGCGCCCCAGGCGCUGCAGGUGCGCGACAAUCUCCUCGAGGUGCUGCUCGAGCAAGGCUCGUACGCCGACGCGCAGGCGGUGCUGGCGCGCUGCGAGGACGCCGCGGCGCCGCCGACGGCGACGGCUCUGUACACGGCGGCGCUGCUGCGCGCGCGCACCGGCCCCGAGCCGCCGGCGACGGAGGCGCUGCGACUCGCCAUCGAGUUCAACCCGUACGUGCCCGCGUACCUGCUCGAGAUGCGCUCGCUGACGCUUCCGCCCGAGCACGUGGUGCGGCGCGGCGACAGCGAGGCUCUGGCGUACGCCUUCUGGCACCUGCGGCACUGGCGGCGCGCCGACCCCGCGCUGCGCCUGCUGGCGGCGACGGUGAGGCCCCGGGCUCCGCCGCCGUUGAGCGCGGCGGCCCGGGCGGUGGACCGCGAGUUGCUGCCGCCGCACCACGGCUCGGCCGUCGGAGCCCGAGGAGCUCCGGCGCUGGUGCCCCUGGGGGUGGCGCUCUGCGUGCUCACGACUCUGACGAUAACGCUCGACCCGCGGGGAGUUCUCUCCGCGCUCUAGUCGAAAACGAUCUCCGAUACGCUUUAGAUAUUGUAAAUACUUACGUAAUUAUUUAUUUGUACUCUGAUAGUCCUAAGAAAUAAAUAACUUUAAAGUUA